GCCCUGAGCUCGUUCCCUUCCCAUUCCAGGCGUUCAUUCCCGACCAUGGAGCCCAGGCAGGCGGACGUGUCCAUCCCACUGCAAUCCUCCAAAUGGGGUGCGGCCGCCCCCGGCCCCCGGUCCGACCCGCAGCCCCAGGACUUCUUGCUCUGGUCGGUGUUCAAUGUGCUGCUGUGGUGCGCGGUGGGCGGGCUGGGCUGCCUCGGCUUCCCCCCGCUCGUCUACUCCGUCAAGGCCCGUGACUGCAAGUCGGUGGGGGACCUGGAGGGUGCCCGGCGUCACAGCCACCGCGCGAGGGUGGCCAACAUCAUCUGCUCCCUGGUGGUCGCCGUCGUCUGGGUGAUCUGCAUCGCCAUCACCGUCCUCGUCUUCUACAGAAUCACGGCCAACUGACCCCACCCGCGGAAUGCUGCCCCCCUCCCUCCUUGCCUCCAAAAAUGCGCUCGCUCGGGGCUCGGGGGCGAAGGGGGUGCCCCCCGGUCCCCUCGCUGCCCACACCGCCGGUGUCCCCGCGGGAGGGGACGGGGCGGCCGGGCUGGGGCGUGGGGGACAGCCCCCCGCCCCGUCGCUCUGCUCGCGCUUCCUGGCACCUGUGGCGCACCUGUAGUCACGGCUGCCACCAAUAAAGUUCGUCCGGCCAAACGCCCUCGCUUGUCACUUCAUUCACGGCGGGACGCUGCAGGGAGUCCUCGGGCAUCUCUGUGGCGUCCUCCUCC
Prinia subflava (tawny-flanked prinia) is the source of this 716-nucleotide messenger RNA. RefSeq names its product interferon-induced transmembrane protein 5-like. Gene Ontology annotation, cellular component: plasma membrane. The record is from RefSeq and is a predicted model, not a curated record. Gene Ontology annotation, biological process: negative regulation of viral genome replication; response to type II interferon; response to interferon-beta. NCBI's taxonomy places the organism in Eukaryota, Metazoa, Chordata, Aves, Passeriformes, Cisticolidae. The coding region runs from base 46 to 393 and encodes 115 amino acids. The transcript has 2 exons.